This is a messenger RNA of Cydia fagiglandana, 1882 nucleotides long. RefSeq lists its product as uncharacterized. The record is from RefSeq and is a predicted model, not a curated record. The coding region runs from base 179 to 1198 and encodes 339 amino acids. The transcript is spliced from 11 exons. NCBI's taxonomy places the organism in Eukaryota, Metazoa, Arthropoda, Insecta, Lepidoptera, Tortricidae.
UCAUUCUACAUAGAAUAGAAUACGAUUUUACCCUAAAAAGGCGAUUAAUGGCGUCGAAUUUCACGUAGUUCUCUUGAUUUCGUGUCGUGAAGUUAUUUAAUUAGCUGUUGUGUGUUCAUAUUGGUGUUGUUCAAGGAUAACAUCAACAAAUCAAUUGUUGCCAUCAAAAGGUUGAAGAAUGUCAGACGAGGAACAGGUGGUCUCGGAGACGCAGGUGCUCACGGCAGAGUUUAAAGAUGGUCAACUCGAAAUCGUGGAGGUGACUCCAUUUGACAAUAAUGAGACUAACACAGUGGAAACUAUCCUCCCCGAUAUGGCCACCAUAUCUGAGAGCAGUGAAGACCAGGAACCUAAGUACGAGAUCCUCACGGACUCCUCCCGGAGUCUGAUGCACCUAGACCUCUUAAACCUGACCCUUGUCAAGUGUGGCGACGGCGAGGAGUCAUACCGUUUAGUGACCAAUCAGGAGGCAGAAGGAGAGCUGGGGGAGACGGUCACAUGUGUUCUGCAGUCCAGUGAUGGCGAGGGGGAAGACGCGCAAAACGCCUACGUCGGCAAAAAGCAAGUAUACUUAACCAGAGAAGAUCAAGACGAAUACGUCAUGGUCAACGGCGAGGGCGGGCCGGUCGUCAUACUCAAAUCAUCGCUAGAGGGCGUUGAGGAGACUGAGACGCCACCGGCGAAGACUGAGAAACCAGUUAAGAAGCAACUAACAGCUGUGGAGUUAUUAGAAAAAGCGAAAGCCCUUCAAAAGGCCAAGGCACAAAUGGUAACCCAAAAACGUGGUCGCAAGCGCCGCGGCGCCCUACCCCCGCCGCACGAGCUGUUAUCGUCUCCCAACUUUAAGCUGUUCCUGUAUUCAUGCAAGCUGUGCGCUUUCAAGUGUAACGCCAUCAAGGAGCUGACGGCACAUAAGGCGGCGGAGCACGGGCCGGGGGGCGCGCGGCUGAAGGGCGCGCGGGCGGCGGCCACCACGCUGCAGUGCGCGCGCUGCCCCUUCCGCGGCGGCUCGCACUCGCAGUUAAUGAAACACGUGCAGGAGCAACAUUUAAAAGACACAAAUGCGGAAGUAUACCUGAAUUCAGCGGAAGCGGAAGCAGCGGAUGUCCUGGUCUGUGGCGCGUGCGGGUUCGAGUCCGCGUCGAGGCCCGAAUUCCGGCGCCAUAUUGAAGACAAACAUAACGUUAACGUCAGUUGAGACCUCUAACUAUUGUUACUGCUCUUAUCAACGUUCUCGGAAACGGCUCUAACGAUUUCGAUGAAAUUUGCUAUAUGGGGGUUGGGGGGGGGGCGAUAAAUCGAUCUAGCUAGGUCUUAUCUCUGGGAAAACGCGCAUUUUUAAGUUUUUAUGUUUUCCGAGCAAAGCUCAGAUAGUGUUAGCAAUGUUAGGAUCAGACCGGGGAGUGUAAGGCACUGGUCCCACCGCGAGCUAGUAAGCUAUGAGCUAUCGGCUAUAAACACGAACAAAAGAUAAGCACUCCCGUGUAAAUAAAAGAGACACGGCGAUAUUUAUAGUUACUCGCCCAGAGGUGAGCUAUAUAGCCGAUAGCUCAUAGCUUACUAGCUCGCGGUGGGACCAGUGCCUAUAUUUCAUUUUAUAGCGUGACGUGAUGUACGCGUUUGCGUUAAGUGUAAUUUUGUAUGGAAUUUAGAGUUUCUAAAACUGCCCGCUUGGCGCGGUGUUCAAAAUUCCAUACAAAAAUAGACAUAACGCAAACGCAACUAUCGCUCUUGCACAUUCGAGCGAUAAAGAAAUUUCGUAUAUCGCGGUAGGGCCUCUGAUCCCCAGCUAGGCCUUAUUUAGCAAUACAAGCUGAUGACUGUAUCGUAUUAGGAAAUUAAUGUUAUGUAAAUUUAAUUAGGAAAAUAAAUUAUACAAUUA